AUGUUGUCCAGCUUGAAGCCAUUUCAUACAAGGCCCCUUCAGCAAUUACGGUCUUUAUCGUCAAAGGGCGCUCCCAUCGCAAAAACGACAACUGCUUUCAAAACGAAUAACAGUGGCAGUAGUAGUAGUAGUAGUAAUAGUCCUCCAGAAAAGAAAGAAAAGAGUUUGCCGUGGCGGCCUGUCAAAAGAGUCUCUCGAAUGACCAUGGACAAGAUACGAACACUAGCAACAACGCAACCCGAAUACUACAAAAUCGAAACGCUAUCGGACGAAUUCAAGAUCUCUUGUGAAGCAGUGAAACGUAUCCUUAAAUCGAAAUGGGCGCCCACUCAAGAGGAAUUGGAAAGACAAGAGCGGAAACGAUAUGCAGCGAUGGGAAGGAGAAAAGAAGAGAUCAAAAAGGGCACCUAUGCCAGAUUCAAUACGGAGAGCACGCCAUCAACACCAUAA
This is a messenger RNA of Mycotypha africana, 450 nucleotides long. RefSeq lists its product as uncharacterized. The transcript is spliced from 2 exons. NCBI's taxonomy places the organism in Eukaryota, Fungi, Mucoromycota, Mucoromycetes, Mucorales, Mycotyphaceae. Bases 1 to 450 code for a protein of 149 amino acids. The record is from RefSeq and is a predicted model, not a curated record.